Molecule: messenger RNA, 1794 nt
Organism: Clonostachys rhizophaga
Lineage: Eukaryota; Fungi; Ascomycota; Sordariomycetes; Hypocreales; Bionectriaceae
Source: the annotation of a GenBank genome assembly
AUGGGAUCGCACGCUGAGCUUCCUGCCGACAUCAACUCCGUCGAUGUCAUUAUCGCUGGAGGAGGCACCGCCGGUUGUAUCGUCGCCGCCCGCCUCGCUGAGAAGGACCCCAAUCUAUCCAUUCUCGUGCUCGAGGCUGGUCCCAAUGGCGCUGGUAACCCCACGGUCGACUACCCGGCCCUCUUCCUGGCCAACAUGGCGCCGACGACCACGACUGCUGCGUUCUUCAAGAGUAACAAGUCCAGCAACCUUGGUGACCGUGAGAUCAUCGUCCCUACAGGCAAUGUUCUCGGUGGAGGAUCUGCCAUCAACAUGAUGCAGUAUAGCCGUGCCCAGCGCUCCGACUGGGACUCAUGGAAGAUCCCAGGCUGGUCUGCUGAUGAGUUGAUGCCAUUCAUCAAGAAGAUCGAGUCAUACCAUGGUCCUGGCUCAAUGGACCGUCACGGCACAGAUGGCCCAAUUGAGGUCUCCACUGGAACAUACAGCUCACCCAGGUUGCAGGAUCAGUUCGUUUCUGCGCUGGGUGAGCUCGGCUGGCCAGAAAUUGACGAUCUCUCGAGCAUGGACGCAUGCAACGGUGUCCAGCGCUCCGUCCGUUUCGUUUCGCGCGACGGCAAACGCCAGGAUACCGCUUCCCGAUACCUCACACCCCGUCUGCAGGAUGGCAAGCAUCCCAACUUGCACGUCGUCUGCAACGCGCCGGUCGUCAAGGUCUUAAUUGACAACAAGAAGGCCGUCGGCGUUGUUUUCAAGCCCAAGGCUCAGGGUGGUGUCGCGGAACGUACCGUCGAGGCGAAGAGGCAGGUCAUUGUGUCGGCGGGUGCAUUUGGCACGCCCGCCAUUCUCGAGCGCUCCGGUAUUGGACACGCCGAUGUGCUGAAGCGCGCGGGCAUUGAACAGGUUGCCGACGUCCCGGGCGUCGGAAAUGAAUAUGAGGAUCACAACCUUAUGCUCUACCCAUAUAAGGCCGAUCUCGAGCCUGGUGAGACCAUGGACGCUGUUCUUGCUGGUCGAAUGGACGUCGGCAAAUUGAUCCAGGAAAAUCAUGGCAUCUUGGGCUGGAACGCACAAGAGGCCACUGCCAAGCUCCGACCUAACGACAAGGACGUGGCAUCAUUUGCUCCUGAGCUCAAGGAUCUCUGGGAUGAGGAAUACAAGAAUGACGGAAACAAGCCUCUGAUGAUGAUGGCACUGGUCUGCACAUUCCCCGGUGAGCCUACCGGUAUUCCUCCUGGAGAGUAUUUUGCCAUCUCCGUCUUCACUGUCUACCCUCUGUCUCGCGGCCAUCUCCACAUUACUGGCCCUGAACUCGACGACCCCGUAGACUUCGACACCGGCUUUUUCUCUGACGCCAAGGGUGUCGAUGUGAAAAAGCAUCGUUGGGCAUAUAAGAAGCAGCGUGAGAUCGCUCGCCGCAUGCCCGUGUUCCGAGGCGAGUUCGGCCCUGGCCACCCCGCCUUCGCCGCGGACUCCAAGGCCGUCUGUGUGGAUCUCUCGAGCGAGCCGUCGCCUGAAACCCGUGAUAUUGAGUACACUGCCGAGGACGACGCCUUGAUCGAUGAGUGGGUGCGUGACAAGGUCGGUUCCGCGUGGCAUUCGCUUGGCACCUGUAAGAUGGGACCGAUCGAGAAGAACGGUGUUGUCGACCACAACUUGAGCGUGUACGGUGUGAAGGGGCUGAAGCUGGCGGAUUUGAGUGUGAUCCCUAGCAACGUCGCGGCCAAUACCAACUACACUGCCAUGGUGGUUGGUGAGAAGGCCGCGAAUAUUAUCAUCAAGGAGCUCGGUCUCUAG